This is a messenger RNA of Eremomyces bilateralis CBS 781.70, 420 nucleotides long. RefSeq lists its product as uncharacterized. The annotation marks the transcript as partial. NCBI's taxonomy places the organism in Eukaryota, Fungi, Ascomycota, Dothideomycetes, Eremomycetales, Eremomycetaceae. The record is from RefSeq and is a predicted model, not a curated record. The transcript has a single exon. Gene Ontology annotation, cellular component: Ctf18 RFC-like complex. Gene Ontology annotation, biological process: mitotic sister chromatid cohesion.
AUGCCUACGAUUAAUAUCCAUCCGCGACCUCGCGAUGCACAAUCCGACGUCCCCAACCCCCUCCCCGAACUCCUCCACACGCCCACCGGCCUCGCGAUCCUCGAGCUCCAAUCCUCCUUCGCCUUCCCGCCCCGUCCCUCCGCCUCCAACAAGCGUCUCGGACGCCUCGCCUUCCCGCUCUAUGAUCCCAGCAAGCCCGUCGACGCCCAAGAUGCAUCGUGGAUGAAGAAGGUCUGGCUGUACGUGGGGAAGCAUCAGCGGGUCGCGGGGGAGGUGAAGAAGUUGGAGAAGCCGUUGGGGGUGGUUAGAAGGAGAGAGGGGAGUGGGGAGGAUGGAGAGGGGGAUGAUGCUGUGGAGGAGUUGGAGGUGAUGGAGAUCGUGAAGUGGAAGAUCGUUUUCUCGAAUCGACCCGAGCCGGUU